UUUUUUUUUUUUUUUUCUCUCGGGGGGCUGAAACUGACACACAAUGAGUCGGGAGGAACAACGGCCUGAGAAAACACGGCUUCUGUAAAUAAACACAACAACCAGGCGAGCCGAGGAACAUGGAGGAUCAGUGCACGGUACAGGUGAAACUGGAACUGGGCCACCGCGCUCAGCUGCGGAAGAAGGCCACAUCCGAAGGCUUCACACACGACUGGAUGGUGUUCGUGCGAGGGCCCGAGAACAGCGACAUCCAGCACUUUGUAGACAAAGUCAUCUUCCGCCUGCACGAGAGCUUCCCCAAGCCCAAGAGAGUGUGUAAGGAGCCUCCGUAUAAAGUAGAAGAGUCCGGAUACGCAGGAUUUCUAAUGCCUAUAGAGGUCUACUUUAAGAACAAGGAGGAGCCGAAAAAGGUUCUCUUUAACUACGACCUCUUCCUGAACCUGGAGGGCAACCCGCCUGUCAAUCACCUGCGCUGUGAGAAACUCACCUUCAACAACCCGACCCGAGACUUCCGCAAGAAACUGGUCAGAGCUGGAGGAAUCAUCGUGGUGCCCGAGGGGGCGGAGUUGGUGUCCAGGCCGAGUCCAGACUACCCCAUGCUUCCCACAAUCCCGCUCUCCGCCUUCUCCGACCCCAAGAAGAGCAAAAGCUCACAGGGGCCCAAGGAGCUCACUAAAGAUAACAGCGGCAUUUCUAAAGCCCCCAAACCACACAAACUGGCCAAGGAGCACCGCGAGCGUCCACGGAAAGACUCGGAGAGCAAGAGCUCCUCUAAGGGAGAUGCAGAGCGAGACGGUGGCAGCAGCAAAGGCAGCCGUGAACCUUCGUCUUUCUCCUCAUCCUCCUCUUCGAAGAAGCCCGAGAUCAAAGUAAAAGAAGAGAGCAAAGCUCCACCCAAAGCUGCUUUCAAAGAGCCCAAGCUGACGCUGAAGGAGCCCAAGAUGGAAGGAACGAGUCCUAAAGGAGGCGGUCCGGGUGGAGGAGGAGGUGGAGGAGGAGGAGGUGGUGGUGGUGGUGGUGGAGGAGGAGGAGGAGGAGGGGGAGGGACAGAGAGCAAAUCGGCGAGCAAGCGCCCUUCCAAUGCCGACUCGCCCAAAUCCAGCAUUAAGAAGCCCAAAAAGGGAGGUGGAGAAAGCCAGAAAAGUUCAGGGGGCGGGGUUUUUCCAGGCACCUCCCCUCGCGUCUCGUCGUCCUCUACCUCCUCCUCCAUGGCUCCAGCUACGGGUUUUGGUGAGAAGAAGAGCUCAAAGCAAAGAGGUUGCUGGAUCAAGAGCAAACCCGAGACCCCAGAGGUCAAAGAGCAGAAGAAGGCGCCCGAGUCGGACGAGUCGAACUCUGACGACGAGCUCUCGUCCAAGUCUGAGCAGUCGGCUCCCUCGAGUCCGUCGAACUCCAGCUCCAGUUCGGAGUCCAGCUCUGACUCUGAUUUCGAGCCGCAACAGAAACAAGGCCAAGGACCUCUGCGCUCCAUGGUGGAGGACAUGCAGUCCGAGGAGUCUGACGAAGACGACAGCAGCUCGGACGACGAGACGCCGGUGAAGAACAACCCCCCUAACCGUGACUCCAGGCUGAGUUUAGACAGCGAGAGUGACAGCAGCGACGGACCACACCGACCCGGCCGUGACCCGCCGCCCCCUGCGCCCAAACACACCUCCGCCUCCAAUAAUAACAAUAAUAAUAAGGUGACGGGGAGGAAAAGUCCCGACCCGUGUCUGAGGCAGGAGAAGGUUAUGAAGAAGGGCUACGACAAGGUAGGAAGGGCUUACACAGAGGAGUUGGUGGACCUCCAUCGCAGACUAAUGGCACUGAGAGAGCGAAAUGUCCUACAGCAGAUCGUGAACCUGAUCGAGGAAACGGGCCACUUCAACGUCACCAACACCACGUUCGACUUCGACCUGUUCUCGCUGGACGAGUCGACCGUGCGCAAACUGCAGAGCUACCUCGAGGCCACGGCCACGUGACAGGAAGCGGGGCGGGUCCGAGGCGGGGGCGGAGCUUGCCCUCAUUCUCCGCACCGGGCUUGAGGGUGGGCUCAAAGGCGCGGCUGGAGGUAAAAGGAAAAAAUUGAAAGAAAGGAAGAAAAGCGGCGGCGUGAACGGAAUCCACAGCGACGAGUCCUGAAGACGAAGAGACACUGAGAGAGAGAGAAGGAGGGAAGUCACGAUGGAGUCGGAGCGGCGCUUCCUGUCGACGUGGUGACGUCCUGAGCGCUGUGUGACGAAGAGCACGGCCGUCCUCUCGCUUUUCGGGUUUGCUCACGACGCAAACCACAGCCUGCUAAAGAGUGUGUGUAUGAAGUGUGCGUGUGUGUGUGUGUGUGUGUGUAUGAAGUGUGUGUGUGUGUGAGAACUGUGUGCGUCCUGUCCUUUUUUUCAUGCUUCCUUCUCUCCUCGUCCUCCAGCACUCGAGCGUUCGCCCUGAAAGUAGCCAUGCUCUCACACCCUGCUCUUUUUUAAUAUUUUUUUAUUUUUGUACAGAAGUAUUUUUGAUGGCGGGAGACAUGAACAAGACGUGAGAGAUGAGCGAAUGUACGUUUCUUUUGUCGCCUAGGGCUAGCGCUUAGUGCCUUUUACCACCGACCAGCCGACUGCCUGCGUUCAGGAGCAGUGUCGAAAGCUGUCAAAAGCGUCAUGUGGCCCUCGGUGUUGCUGACGAAGCGCGCACACACACACACACACACACACCCACGCAUCCUCCUUUCUCCACGCCUGACCCCUGCAAAACUAGUGUUUCCCUCCGACCGCGUCCUCUUUAAACCCGGAGCUCGGCGUCUCCCGGUUUUUCGCCAGUGAGUAUUAACGACUGUGUUUGCCAAGUAGGCCUUUUAGAGACUCCUUGAAUAUUGUACAUAGAUGUGUGCAAUGUGUGGAAGUAUUCGGGGAUCAUGUUAAAUUUUUUUUUUUUUUUUUUUUUUUUAAAAGGGGUUUUUGCGUCUCGUCACGUCUGGACCGUGUUUAAACGGAGAGAGAAAGAGAGAAAAAUCAGUGGGGAAAGACGUCCAGAGAGGCCGGGCUGUCCGUUAAACGACGUCUCGUGAUCGCGAGAUCAUAAAAGCCGAAGCUAAAUUUGGUUACCGAUUUAAUAAGUGAAGCUGAUCAGUGGGUGCCAAAAUUUUUUUUUCUUUUAUCUUAACGGCGAAAUUUACGACGUGACACAUUUUAACUCGCGAUCUAGCUCGGAGACGUCACGCGACGUCGGAGAGAAUCGGAACCGGGAAAAUGACUCGGCUAAUAGUCGACUAGUCUGAGGUCGUUGCUAUGGUUAUGUCUCGGAGGGCGGUCCUUCUUCGCUUCCUCGCUAUGCCGCUUUUGAUAGUAGCCUAUAGAUGCCGUAACGUCUAGCACCGGACGGUGCAAAGCGAAGCGUAAGGGCACUGCUCGUCGAUUCUUGUCGGCAUGGUUACGUUCCCACAUGGUCACACCUCAUCGCAUCAGAUUCGAGGUUUCGUGAUCUCAGACCCGACUAGCCAGUGAGAAACGAGUGUUUGUCCUCUGCGCAGUGGAAAGAAUUCACUAAUCGAUGUAGGUUAGCUGAGGCCGUGUCUCAAAUCGCACGCGGUUCACGCCUGAUUAUAAAAAUCUUUACGACGUGCGAAAGUAGAAGACCGUAUUUGCGCGUGACGUUUGUCGUUUGUUUCAACAGUUCAUCAUAGAGCGGGCGGACGGCCGGCGCUACGUUUCACGUUUCUCAUCUGCGGACAGGCCACGCCCUACACGAGCGCGACUAGUCACUUGCUAGCUUGAACGGAGGGUGUGGCUACAAGCCCCGCCCCUUUCGUACUGAUGGAUUUGUCCAUGUCUUUUACUGUACACCCGACGGUUUUGUCGACCCAAACACUGCCCAGUUGUCCUGUCGCGCACUAGCGUGUGAUUUGAUUGAGACACGUUACGCGCACAGUAGGAAGUAGUUACGUUAAGAGGAAGUGGUCAUGAUCUGAGGAUAACGAGACGCGCAGCCUCUCUGGACAUCUACAGCGAAGAGCGAGGAGACUUUCUUUCUUCCCCCCCCCCCCCCCCCCCCCCCCCUCUCACUGUGUCUCUCGUGUUUAUCUUCUUUAUUCUCCACGACCGGCGUUCAGCUUUCUGAUGCUAAUAGCUUAGAGAGGCUCAACACCCCCCCCCCCCCCCGACGCCCUUUCCUUAACCCUGCGUGUGCGCGAGUGUGUGUGUGAGAGAGAGAGAGUGAGCGCGUGUGUGUAUGGUUUCACGACUGACUGUUCCAUCACUAUAGAGUUUUUUUUUAUGAUUUAAAAACUCCAAUUGUGUGUGUGUGGGAUCUGAUAUCGGAUCUGAGCUGUCUCUGUGCGUGCGCGCGUGUGCAAAUCAUCCAGUCCUCUAUUGUGCAUGAACUUUUGACUCCCCCAAGCCCGGGUUCAUGAACUCUUUAACUUUUUGACCGGACGCUUUGAAUCAUAAAAUGGGACGGGUCAUGGGGGGAGGGGGAGGGGUGUGUGUGUGUGUGUGUGCAGAAGUGGGCGGGGCUACGUGGAGUCCGAUUGACGUCUCUGUGAGAAGUGACCCCCGAGACCAGUCAGCGUGUGUUUUUAUGUUAAAUAUUAGGUUAUAUUUUUUAAUUUGUAUACCUCUGCACUUUUUUUUCGGCUGUGGUGACUCGAGUACUUAAUUAUCUGAACUGUAUUUUUAAAGAAAAGUUUAUACGAUAUUUACAUGCAAUAUGCUUUUAAUUGUUUUUUUUUUGUUGUUGUUUUGUUUCUAUUACUUCACGUCGGCAUGUUCGUGACUGCAGGUUAGGCCCCGAGACUGUUAUUUUUUUUAUUAUUAUUAUUAUUAUUUUUAUUUUCAUUUCGGUUGGAAUUAUCUUCCUGCGGCGCCUCAGAAUCCACUACGAGCCUCGACGAGCAAAACCGUUCCCCCGGGUGACGGAGCGGACGCCGCCGCACUGUGCAGCACUCAUCCGUACGUACUUGUGUGAAUUAUGCUAAAAAGGAGCAUUAAACACUAAUCCUCUCGUUUCUUUUCAUUUCAUUUCUUCUUCUCCACGUUCACAUGGACUUUCCUCAAGGAAACCGGGAUCCGAACUCGCGAGCCUCCGCUGUCACUUCCCCAGUAUACAGUAAACGUACCGGACGUCACGUCAUCAAUCACCCUUUCACCGGUUGCUCCUUUCUCUCCGGACGCUCUCGCUCGGUGCGUCCUGGGAUAUCACUCGGAGACCGAGAGAGAGUUUUCUCGUGCCAGUCAGUGCUUCUCUGUUUGUGUUUUUGGGGAUUAAACAUGUUCGGACUAUGUUUGUUUGUUUGUUUUUGUUUUUUUGUUUUUUAAAGACCGCAUGGAACAAAGUCGCAGCUUUGUGGGGAAUUCAGUGCCACCGUGUGGUCAUUUAAUGCAAGUGGGACGCGCGAGGAUGAACCAUGUUACCUUUGUAAUGUUUUUAUCGCAUAAAAAAAAGGAAAAAAAAAAAGUCAUACGAUUUAAUAAACUCAUCGAGUCGUAUACUCGUUCAGUGUUUCCGCUCGUCCUGUUCACACACUCCCUCGUGUACGUGGUGGAUUUAAAGGUAUAAUAAAUACGUUUUCCGAGUGCAAA
Messenger RNA from Ictalurus punctatus (channel catfish), 5546 nucleotides. RefSeq names its product MLLT1 super elongation complex subunit a (gene mllt1a). The record is from RefSeq and is a predicted model, not a curated record. NCBI's taxonomy places the organism in Eukaryota, Metazoa, Chordata, Actinopteri, Siluriformes, Ictaluridae. The transcript is spliced from 12 exons. Gene Ontology annotation, cellular component: super elongation complex. The coding region runs from base 120 to 1961 and encodes 613 amino acids. Gene Ontology annotation, biological process: regulation of DNA-templated transcription.